AUUCCGAGUCAAUCUCUGCAAAUAAAAAAACAAGCUGAAAUGGCGUCGGUCGCUCAAUUCCAGGCUCUCUUCGUCCCCUCAAACUCGAUCAAAAAAUCAUCCUUGAAUGCAUUCUUCGGCUCAACAAUUUCUUUGCACCGUGAAAUUCAGAAAAUCAGACAAAGAAAGCAGCUGACGGUGGUCGCUGCCGUCGGAGAUGUCUCGGCCGACGGGACUGUGUAUCUGAUAGCCGGCGCCGCCGCGGUGGCGUUGCUCGGAACUGCUUUCCCCAUCAUCUUCUCCCGCAAAGACACGUGCCCGGAAUGCGACGGAGCAGGAUUUGUGAGGAAAGGAGGGGCGGCGCUGAGGGCAAAUGCGGCAAGAAAAGAUCAGACUCAAAUUGUAUGCGCUAACUGCAAUGGUCUUGGCAAGCUCAAUCAAGUUGACAAAUAGAAUUCUUAUUAUGUUUCUCCCAAAUUUAAAUUGUAUUCUUCUUUGCUUUAUCUCUAUUUAAUAAUCAUGUCCAUCAAAUAUUUUAAUUUCUGUA
Molecule: messenger RNA, 526 nt
Organism: Salvia hispanica
Lineage: Eukaryota; Viridiplantae; Streptophyta; Magnoliopsida; Lamiales; Lamiaceae
Cellular component (GO): chloroplast thylakoid membrane
Source: RefSeq, a predicted model, not a curated record